Molecule: messenger RNA, 5027 nt
Organism: Neocloeon triangulifer
Lineage: Eukaryota; Metazoa; Arthropoda; Insecta; Ephemeroptera; Baetidae
Product: SLIT-ROBO Rho GTPase-activating protein 1-like
Exons: 16
Coding region: 205-3636 (1143 amino acids)
Biological process (GO): signal transduction; negative regulation of cell migration
Cellular component (GO): cytoplasm
Molecular function (GO): protein binding
Source: RefSeq, a predicted model, not a curated record
AUGCUGAGAAGGUCCACCGUUAGUUUAUGCCGAGGCCUCGAAAGCAAGCGAGUCGAUCGUGGUCGCGGCCGGGCGUGAAGUGCAUUACACUGUAAUUCAACAAACCGAUUUUGAAUCGGGACCGAUGUGAGAGGAGUGAGGAACAAUUUUUUGCCUCUUUGCACCCAGUUUCAUUUUCCCGGGAGGCACUGCGGCGCCGGCAAAAUGUUCCAGUGCAUCAUCCAGCAAAGAAAUGGGUGGAUCAAGGGGAGUCCCGAGAUGCGGGACGUCUUUCCAGACAUCAGACUUCAGCUGGCAGAACAACUGCGAUGCCUGGACACGCGGAUGGAGUCCCAGGUGUCGCUGGUUGCCGAGUUGCAGGACUAUUUCAGAAGAAGGGCCGAGGUUGAAUUGGACUACAGCAAGAAUCUCGAGAAGCUGUCAAAGUCACUGGCCCUCAGGCACCGCGAGCAGAAACAAAAACGCGAGCAGUGGCCACUUUUCUCGAGCUUCUCAUGCUGGCAACAACUGCAGACCCACACCAAAGGCCUGAGCAAAGACCAUGCCGCCCUCAGUGAAAUUUACUCGGUCCAUUUGGUGGGCCGCUUGGCUGGGCUAAUGGACGACGUACAGCGUAUUUACCGACGGUGCCGAGAGAUUGGUUACGAAACACAUGAGGAGUUGCUCCGAGUUUUGCAUGAAUUGCAUACAACCAGCAAGACAUGGCUGAGUUACCAGGCAGAGGCCAGACAGGCCGAGGGCAAACUUCGGCUAGCCGAAGCUCAGCGUGUCAAGUUGGAAAACUCAAUACCCAAAGAAAAGAGGGAGCGGUCCAAAAAGUACAGAGUUAUUGAGAAGGAGGUUCUCAAGAGGAAGAACAAAUUUAACGACGCCCGACUGAAGGCACUGAAAGCACGAAAUGAAUAUGUGCUGUGUCUUGAGGCAUCCAACACAACAGUUCACAAAUACUUUGUGGAUGACCUGUCUGACCUAAUAGACUGCAUGGAUCUCGGAUUCCAUCACUGCAUAUCUGGGGCCAUGAUGGCACACGUUGCUGCAGAAGAGGGCCGUCAGCAAUCUGUUCAAGCAGGACUUGACCAGAUGGCCGCAACUGUUGCUGCCCUAGACUCACGUCUUGACAAACAGAGAUUCCUUGAGUCGAACCACACAGCCUUUAUGAUUCCAAAGAAAUUUGAAGUGCAAGGCACGCGCACUGAGGAAGAGGUUGUCAUGGAUGUUAACAUCACCAUGUCUCUGAAAGAUGAACUCGAGUCGCGCCUGUGUCAACUGCAAAACCGAAUAACGUCGUUGAGGACAGAAUCGGAAGAGGUCUGGAAGACCAUGGAAACAGCAGAGAGGAGUUUGCUGGACAUGCUUACUGCCAAAGACUUUGAUGUCAACCAGUUUUUCAAAACUGACAAUGCAACUCCUCCAAACGCCAGUCUUUCUUCGACCCUGGGAUUGGCACCGCAAACACCGUCACACACAAAAGCACCUGAGACGCUAUCUAUCAAACUCAAGCAAGACAAACAAGAGACGGAGGAGUUUUAUUUAGGGAAAUUCCGAGAGUAUCUUUUGGGCACAAGUAGAAUAGCUAGAUUGCACGCCAAACACGACUACAUAAGGAAAACCUUGCUGGCCGGAAGUUCAGACCUGCCGCCAGCUUCCAGGGGAACUCAGAUACCCAACAAUGGUCUCACAGUGACUGGGGAUAAGCCUAUUAGACGAAAACGAAUUGGACGGCUGCAGAUGAUUGGACAGCCAAAGCUUUUUGGUGGUAGUCUGGAAGAGUACCUGGAGAGCACAAACCAGGAAAUUCCUCUUGUGAUGAAGAGUUGCAUUCGAGUCAUUAAUCUUUACGGUUUGCAUCAUCAAGGAAUAUUCAGGGUGUCCGGCUCACAAGUUGAAAUCAACAACUUCAAAGACUCAUUUGAAAGAGGCGAAGAUCCAUUGGCUGAUGUCACGGAUGCGUCUGAUAUCAAUUCAGUGGCUGGAGUUCUGAAGCUUUACUUAAGAGAAUUGAGAGAACCUUUGCUGCCGAUAAUUUACUUUGAUCAGCUCAUGGAGCUUGCACAAUUGAAACCAAAUGAAGAUUUUGUAGGAAAAAUGAAGGAGCUGCUGCAAAGCCUUCCAAGGACGGUUGUAAUUGUUAUGCGGUAUCUUUUCGCAUUCCUCAAACAUCUGUCAGAGUACAGCGAGGAAAACAUGAUGGAUCCUUACAACCUAGCUAUUUGCUUUGGCCCCACUUUAGUCCCAGUGCCUGAUGACAAAGACCAGGUGCAAUACCAAAAUUUGAUCAACGAGUUGAUCAAGAACGUCAUCGAAAUGCACGAUGAAUUGUUCCAAGAUGAUGGCGGGCCAACUUAUGAAAAAUACAUAAGUUGCGAGCCGGAUGAAACUGACAUGGGUGAUUCUCCGUCAGAUAAUGUACAUGAUGAUAUUGAUUCAGAGGUGUAUCCGUCUGAAGAUGAAUGUGAAUCUCUGGAAGCUACAGUGCAGUUUGACUUUCGAGCACGCUCCAAACGUGAACUCAGUUUGAGGAAGGGUCAACAUGUCACCUUAUAUAAUCAAGUUUCAAACGACUGGUGGCGAGGCAGUGCUGGUGGUCACGAAGGAUUGAUACCUGACAAAUACAUCAUGUUGAAAAUCAACAAGGAUGAUGAUAGGGAAAGACUUGAGUUGAAGUCUAGUUCAGACGAGUCUGUUGUGAAGCGAAGAGCAUCAAGUUCAAACGAUUCUUUACUCUCAGGGCAAAGUUCGCAGCAUUCACCAAUUGAGCCUGUGGUUGUUGAGUUUGAGCCAAUCGACUCACCAGGACCACCGACACUGCCACCUCCGUGCACUGUGACGCCUGUGAAUCUUCUGCCAUCAUUGAACAGAAACUCCAUAGAGCUAGCGUUGGCUCAGCUUCCACCUGAGGACAAUACACCUGCCGAGAAUGUCAGUGUCAAAGUGAAUGGCAGCCACGCUGCGCCUGAGAUCCAACUUGACGGUCUGAGUGGAACAAAUUGGAAUAAUGUUACUGAAAAAACUAGUCUAGAAGACUCUGAACUUCAUGAGUCGCAAGCAGAGCCACACACACUUCAGCAAACCGAUGAGCUGCACAUAGAAGCAGACAGGACGAGCUUGAGCAGUUUGAGCAGCGAGGGGAGCACUGGAAGUAGUACUGGCAGCACAACCAGUAGCACUUUCCAACAAAGUCGAGAAAUAUGGCGCAAGAGGGAAAAUUCGGCCUCUGAAUCAACUCCCGUUUUGCCUACACCCCACCUAGUCGGGCUGCCCCUUCGGCAGAAGCACACGCCUGAUCUGGUGAUGGACCUUCCUCUGAACAGCAGCACCAGCAUUUCACCCUCUGGUGCUUCUGACGAGGACGCUGAGGCAUCCCCUAGUCACAGCCCGCAGCACUCUGGCCCAGAAAGUCCUGACAUGACUGCGGCCGAAAGAUUUGCCAAGCAAAACCAGUGCACUCUGAAGAAAAAGGACGUUAGGACGUCGUCAAGCUCGUCUUCAGGUUCGGCCUCCGUGGCCAUUGAUGCACAGACGCAGACAAAGGUCGGCGCUGAAAAGCCACCAUUGAAGGCCAAGCCGCAAAUUAUGAAAAAGCCUGGAGUUCCUCCGGCAUCCCCAGAUUUGAACAAAAACAGAGAAACAAACUGAAAGUCAAAAGAAUUGGUUUCGUUUCGAGGAGUCUAACAUUGCAAAUGGUCUGAUAGGUAGAUGAGGUUGAGACUUCAGAUCUCAAGUUUUUAGCAUCCAUAUCCAUUUAAUUCAUGAAAAGUAUUUGCGCCUGCUUAAAAAAUAAUAUCACCCAUUUGUUCCUAAUUAAUUAAUUUCCACCAGAUAUAUUCAUUGUGUCUCAAAUAAUUCCAGAUUUAUUUUUUAACGAAAAAUGUGGAAUCACAAAUUUUAGAGUGGACCUUAAAUAUUAUUAAGAAUAAAGUUAUGAGUCAAUUAUGAUUCAUGUAUUUUACGACCUUCGGUGCUAUAUGAAAUGGAGAGAAUUGUGAUGCAUGGGGUAGAAAUUAUGGAGUUGGCCUAAUAAUGAGACAUGAAAGCUUAAAAAUUGGAACGAACAGAUAAUUUUGAAAAUUUCUAUAUAUUCUACUAAAAAUACUAAACACAAAAGUACUAACAAAAUGUGUGCUUCGGUAACUCAGAUAUUUUUUAGCUAUAGCAAAAAAUAUUAAUGGGAGAAUAUAAGAACAAAACAGUAUUCUAAGACUGAGGAAGAACAAAUAAUUCAAGUUUGGAUCAAGAAAGUCAGCAAAUUGCUUAUUCAUUUAUUUGUAGUUUAAGGAUUUUUUUUCAAUUUCAUAUUAGAAUAUUUCCAAUUAAUAAUAUUGAAGACAAAACUAGAUGAAGUUGGAAAGUAAUUAAAAUUUGUAAGCCAAAUCUUCCCGAUAUUGACUAAAAAUAAGUAGGGAUGUGUAGGACUGGUGGAAAGAAAGAAGGUUCAUUGAAUGACAAAAUGUAAAUAAUUUGCAUAAAUGCAGCCUCCUGCCUGCACAAUGUAAUUUUCUUGGCAUAAUAUAUUGACGCUGAGCGCUGUUGCAAGAAUACGACAACAAGACUUGAAUUUGGAAAAUAGUUGGUUUGAGAUAUGGCCUAGAAAAUUAUGCAUUUGGAUUGACCGCACAGAAAAUACUAAGCCGCAAAAUAAUAACACACGAUGUAAUAAAUCUGUUAUGCAUCCAUAUCUAUAUAAUAUCUCAAUAUACAUGUACCAUUAGAAUGGUAAACAGUCAAACAAGUUAAUUUUUUGCAGAUAUCACACACAGCUCGAGUAUAAUAUUUUAACUUUGUUAGAAAUAAUUUGUACAAGGCAAAUAAGAAAAAUCCGUGCGAAAUAUCUAAGAAGUGAUUUUAUUUUCAUUAAGCUACUGCAUUUCUGUAAAAUAUUUAAAUACUGACUCGGUCAUCUAAAAAAUCUGUAUUCACUCUUAUGAUGGCAACACAACAUGUAUUCAAGUGUUCUUAUGUGGUUUAUUUAUAGAUUGCAAUAUUUUAUGUAGUUGUCUCAAAUUAAUAAAGCCCAAAAAUUAAAGAAG